GCACAGUUUCCCCGCUGCUGUUUGUUCCCUUGUUGGCCAAAUGAUCAGAAAAGUGGGUCAUGAUGAGGGUUAAUGCCAAGUCCGAUAAUGUCAGUGAACACGUUUCUUUGAAGGCUACUUUUUUUUUUUUUUUUUUUUGCAACCCCACUCUCUUGCUUCCAACUCCAUGUUGUCAUUCUGUCAAGUGCAUUGGUUUGUUUGCACCGGUGGCCUCCAGAAAAAAAAAAAUAUAGCAACAAAUCACGGCGAGGAAAUGCUGGUUUGUUGUUGGGACGCUCGAUGCACAGUCAGAAGGUUAAUCACCGCCCACCAUCCAGGCCAACGUCGGUUGGUCUGUGUGUUUACCCUGCCGACCAACACUGGGAUUUGUGCUGAAUGUAGGCCAGCAGAAUCACGCUUACGUCAAAGGCAGGCAGGCAGGCAGAUGCAGGGAGAGAGCAGCUGGUGGUUGUGCAGCUGUGGCCAAGGAGGAGUCUGUGGCGCACAUCGGUUUGCCAGAGCACCGCUGGCGGUGAUCAGGGCAAGACACCGAUAGGAAGAGGAGGAGAGUGCCAGAAAUGAAGACCGUCCUCAGCCUGCACAGGAAAUGGGCCCACGCGGUCAAAACCAUACGUAUCCUGCAGGGACUCAACCCGGUUAUGGAGGAGACGGUCUGGGAGCAGUACACAGUGACCCUGCAGAGGGAUCCAAAGAUGGGUUUUGGCAUCGCUGUAUCAGGAGGGCGAGACAACCCAAAUGAGGAUAGUGGCGAGACAUCCAUUGUGGUGUCCGACGUCCUUCAGGGAGGACCGGCCGAAGGCUUGUUGUUUGAGAAUGACAGAGUGGUGCAGGUGAACGCCACACCCAUGGAGGGGGUCAUUCAUUCCUUCGCCGUUCAAACCCUCAGAAAGUGUGGAAAAGUUGCCAAAAUCACCGUCAAGAGACCGAGAAAGGUUCCUGUAAAUCUGCUGAAUCGUCCUGGAUCACCCGAUGACAGAGUUUUCAACAGUGACUACACCGAAGACUACAACUACGACCAGGACCGUGGCAGUGUGUACAAUAACAGGCAGGACCACAGCCUGGAGAGGGAUCAAGGUGGCUACGUGGAUUCUGGCUACCAAACCCGUGAGCGUGACUAUGACAGGAACUAUGACCGACGAGAACGGGGCAGGAGUGCGGAGAGAGACCGGAGCCCCGACCAGCAAUACAGAAGGGACGGUAGCAGGGGUCGCACCUUAGACAGAGAACGUAGCCCCGAUCGUCAUCACAGGAGCGAUCAUGCGCUCAACCGCGACCACAGCCCGGACAGAAGGUACCGCAGCGAGCGCACGUUGGACCGAGACCACAGUCCCGAUCGGCGCUACCGCAGCGAUCGAGCCCUCGACCGGGACUAUAGCCCCGACCGACGCUAUCGUAGUGACCGCGCGCUAAACCGCGGAAACAGCCCCGACCAGCGCUACCGGCGGGACAGUCAGAGCCCGGGACGUAACCACGGACGCCACCGCAGCUUUGAGCGAGGGCGGGAACGAAUUCCCAGCGACUCGAGGAAAUAUGAUGAGCCUCCGAAGAGAGGCGCUAGCAGGGACCGGCUGGAGCGUUCACCGUCGCCUGCGGCCAUGCCCAUCCCGAUGCCACGUCCCGCUCGAGAAUUUGAGCCACUCGAGAAACCUCUAAAUGUCCUGCUGCUGAAGAAUCGGCCUAACGAAGAGUAUGGCCUUCGUCUGGGAAGUCAGCUCUUCAUUAAAGAGAUGACCAGCACGGGACUUGCCAGCAGAGAUGGAAACCUACAAGAAGGAGACAUCAUUCUCAAGAUCAAUGGAACGGCGACCGAAAACCUGUCCCUCAGCGACGCGGGGAAGCUGAUCGAGAAGUCUCGCGGGAAGCUGCAGCUGGUGGUCCAGAGAGACCGGCAGCAAGUGCUGAUCCGAGUCCCCCCGAUGGUCGACAGCGACUCGGAGCUUGAUGAUAUUUCUGAGAUUGAGUCAUAUCGCUCCUACUCGCCACAAGAUGAAAGACGAGGCCACCAUUCGGAUCUGUCCUCCCACUCCUCCACUGAGCGGCUGCGAGAGAAGCCAAGAGAGGAGCCGCCUAAUAGGCUGGUUAAAAUGGGUGCGAUGCCAACCCCGUUCAAAGGUCUUGAGCGAGCUGUGGAAGACACACCCCCAGUGCCUCCUGAGAGGGAGGAGUCGCGGGCACAAACGCCACCAACAAUCGCAGUUGGCCCGAAGCUUCACGCUCCUCCUAAAGUGCCGCUCAAGCCAAGUGUUGAGGACCAGGAAGUAUACGGGCCAAACACGCUCAUGGUCCGCUUUCAGAAAGGUGACAGCGUUGGUAUGAGGCUUGCAGGAGGGAAUGAUGUGGGCAUCUUCAUUGCGGGGGUUCAGGAAGAUAGUGCAGCUGAACAGGAAGGUCUUCGCACUGGGGAUCAGCUUGUGAAGGUGAACAACGUGGACUUUCGGGGUAUGGUCCGUGAGGAUGCUGUCCUUUACCUCCUGGAGAUUCCCAAAGGAGAUGAUGUGACCAUUCUUGCACAGAGCAAACCAGAAGUGUACAAAGACAUUUUAUCAUCCGGCAGAGGCGACUCGUUCUUCAUUAGAACCCACUUUGAGUAUGAGAAAGAGGCUCCUCAGAGCCUUCCUUUCACCCGAGGGGAAAUUUUCAAAGUGACCGACACACUCUACGACGGCAAGCUGGGCAACUGGCUGGCAAUCCGUACAAACAAGGAAAACCAGUUGCUGGAGAAGGGCAUCAUUCCCAAUAAAAGCAGAGCCGAGCAAAUGUCCAACGUCCAGAAUGCCGCGCGAGCCGCAUCGGGUAACGACAGAGGAGACUUCUGGAGGCUUCGAGGACAAAGAGCGGCGAAGAAAAAAGAUAUUCGCAAGAGUCGAGAGGAUCUGAGUGCGGUGCCGGUGGCUACCAGAUUCCCGGCCUAUGAGAGAGUCGUCCUGCGUGAAGCUGGCUUCAAGAGACCGGUGGUUCUAUUUGGGCCCAUCUCUGAUGCUGUGAAUGAAAAACUGGCCAAUGACAUGCCUAACGACUUUGUCAUUGCUAAAACGGAGCCAAAGGACGCGGGAAGCGAGAAAUCGUCCGGAGUUGUGAGACUGAACACUAUUCGGCAAAUUAUCGAGCAGAACGCCCACGCGCUGCUGGAUGUGACUCCCAAAGCUGUCGACACGUUGAAUUACACCCAGUGGUAUCCCAUCGUCAUUUUCCUCAAUCCAGACAGCAAGCAGGGAGUCAAGACCAUGAGGAACCGCCUCUUGCCCGGAUCCACCCGCAGUGCGCGCAAACUAUACGAGCAGGCCAUCAAGCUGAGGAAGACGUGCUCGCACCUUUUCACCGACACAAUCGACCUCAACUCGGCCAACGACGCGUGGUACGGAAGCGUGAAAGAUUCAAUUCGGGAGCAGCAAGACCGAGCUGUUUGGGUGUGCGAGGGCAAGUUGGAUGGUUCGGAGGCGGAUCUCGAUCUCCACGACGACCGAAUGUCCUACUUGUCGGCGAUGAGCGCAGACUACUUGAGCAUGGACAGCCGCCUGACCAGCGACUACGACGACACGGCCGAUGAGGGCGGGGCUUACACCGACAAUGAGCUGGACGAGCCCAUGGACGAGCCCCAGCCCGUGUCGGCCAUCGGUCGCUCGUCGGAACCCGUCCUGCCGGACGAGAAGCCCCACCCUGAACCCCGGAAUCGUAUGAGAAGUUCAGGCAGCAGAGAGAGACAAAAUAGAGAGCCCAGUCCCCCCCCUGCUUUUGUCCCCGAACCUCCAAAGGUGCGCGCUCCGACUCGGACCGACUCAUCGCACGGCUACGACUCGCACUCCAGCAGCACCGUCAGCAGCAGCGACGCGGUGGCUGCCAACAAGCCGGCGCCCCCUCCAGUGGCCCUGAAGCCCACCGUGGCCCGCCUCGGCCAGAUGUCGGACGAGCAGAGCUCGGAGAAGGAGGAGGACCCCGCGAACAAAUCCUUCCUGGGCAAGAUUAAAGCCUUUGAGAAGAUGGACCACCUGGCCCGAGCGCAGAGGCUCCUCGAACUGCAGGAGGCAGAAAGUGCUCGGUUGGAAAUUGCCCAGAAGCACCCGGACAUCUAUGCAAUCCCGGUCAAAUUGCCCAAACCCAAUCUCAACCGUCCUCAGCCAAUCGGUUCCAGCUCCAUUCCAGAGCCGCAGACGCCACCUCGGCAGCAGCAGCACUCUGAGAGCAGAGCCCACGAAGGCGACAACGCCGAGUACCGCCGGCAGCUGGCAGACCACGCCAAAAGGGGCUACUACAACCCCCAGAAAUACAAGGACACCGAGUUGUAGUCCCCAAAAAGGAGCCGCUGUCAUCAAGAUUCCAACACUGCUUUUGUCUUCCGGCCGAGGGAAGGCGCUGGAGCGACACGGCUUCACCGCCAAAACCUCUCGUCAUUUUGCGCUUCCUAGUGCAUGUCAAGCUCAGACACAUUUACAUUAGUGUGUGUUGACAAACCAGGUGACCCCAUGCACACCCCCCAACCCCCCACCUCUGUCCUUAGUUAUUCAUCACUAUUUUCUCUAUGUAUUUAGCGUUGCUCUCAUGCAAUUACUUCAAGUCAGAGUCCAGCGCCUGAUUUGGAAAAAAAUAAUUGGAACUGGUGACCUACACGCCACCGCUAGGACGAGAAAUUGUUUCUUUGUGUAGCUAGCCGAUGACCUUUCUCUAUUUGUGUGUAUUUUUUUUUUUUGUACACAUCUAUACAGUGUAUUAUAUGGCAAUCAAAAUGAAAGAGAAAUGAGGUCAUUUGAUUGUCGCAUGUUGUCAAAUCAGAGCUAUUGUUUGUCAAGUUUCUAUGUUCCCUUGAAUAGCAGCGCUCGUCCACAUAGUUCCGCACUAAGGUCAGUCGUGUGAUUUCUUGUGUUCGGCUCCCCACCUUGACAUUGGAGGACACUGCGUACUGGGGGAAAAUAGCACAUGCUCAAGUGCCUUGUCUUCGACGCAGGGUUGAAAAUCAAUACAUCGUACAAUGGACUGAGCAUCAGGAGCUCGUAAUGGUCGGCACUCAGAAAAUCGGAGUCGUUUGACAUCAUUUCCCUUUCUCACAUCUGCUUCGGUUCCCGUGGAAGCAUGUGUCCCUUUUGUCAACGAAAGAGUCCCAUAAAUAUGUAUAGCUUGUAGGUCACAAAGUGAAAAGCUGCAAAAGAUGACAAAAACACUGAAAUAUUUUUUUAACUUUAAUAAUAUUUUUCUUGGGGGGCAGGGGGGGGAGUUUGCUUUUUUUUUUUCUGGUGCCAGUGGAUUAAGUACUGUAUGCUGGAAUGUAGAUUUGACCAUCUUGAGUCAAAGUGACAUUUGGGUCUGAUUUCUGGGAACAACAUUUAUAUUCUGUCGUCAAGCUUCGGACAAAUGAUGUUGAUGUGAAGUUUAUUCUCUCAAGUCAAAUCAAUCGAUGGGAUGGGGUGAAGACAAUCAUGGUGGCUUGUUAGUUUCUUUUAAAUGUCUUUUUGUUUUUUUUUUAGUUUUGUUGUCAACACUGGGGGAUUUCAAAUAAAUAUUUUGUUUACGUUAAA
This is a messenger RNA of Hippocampus zosterae (dwarf seahorse), 5507 nucleotides long. It is a transcript of the gene tjp2a, whose product is annotated as tight junction protein 2a (zona occludens 2). Gene Ontology annotation, biological process: cell-cell junction organization; cell-cell adhesion; positive regulation of blood-brain barrier permeability. The record is from RefSeq and is a predicted model, not a curated record. Lineage: Eukaryota; Metazoa; Chordata; Actinopteri; Syngnathiformes; Syngnathidae. The transcript is spliced from 24 exons. Bases 558 to 4283 code for a protein of 1241 amino acids. Gene Ontology annotation, cellular component: plasma membrane; bicellular tight junction. Gene Ontology annotation, molecular function: cell adhesion molecule binding.